GAACUAUAAUGGCAAGUUGCGACAGGUUGUUGAUAAUGUUGCUAUGACUAAAAUAAUCAACUGAAAUUUGUGAUUUGUCGAUUAUAUUCUGUAAAUAUGCAAUAUUUGGAUGUUUGCAGAAAGUGCGAUGGGCGAAUAUGGCACAGAAAACCUUCACCAUCAAAUCAAGAUGGAAUAAUUGUUCAAGUAUGUCACAGUGUUUUAGAUUGCUCAGUCACUUAUCCUUCUCGGACAAUCCGCUUCCUCUAUGCAUCCUUUGAUCGUACUGGAGAACAAUUUAUUGCUGCUGACCAUCAUGGAAAUAUUUUUGCUUUCAACUUAAAUACAAACUGGUUCACAUUAGUGAAAAAGGCAAAAAUCCCACCAACAGCUCUCGCCUAUACUUUAAAGAAAAAAUCAGAGUUUCUUGUUGCCAUGGCCAACUAUUCCUUGCACUGUUAUGAUACAGAAACAAAAGAACUGGUUGCAGAGAUGAAAGGUCAUCAGACUGCUAUAAAUAAUAUCUCAGUUCAUGCUAGUGGAAAGUUUGCCAUCACUGUAUCUGUUGAUGAUGCUCUUCUUUGGAAUCUUGAAAAGUUUCAGCAACUGAAGAAAUUAAGCAUCAAUGAAAACAUCUGCAUAACAGAGGUGUUCUUUCUCCCUUUGAGUAAUAUUAUCAUUACCUGUUUCAAAGAUGAUUCAAUAUUUGGUUGGGAUCUAGAAACACUUAGUUGCAAAUUUGAACUGCCAAUUCCACCUGGUAAAAAGACAAAAUACAAAACACUUGCUUCCACACGGAGCGGUCGUACACUGGCUGCUGCAGGCCACUCGAGAUUUAUAAGCCUGUUUGCCUUGGAUACACACACCUUAUUUCGGGUGAUAGAGCUGCCCAGCAAAGUUACCAUUGUGAAACAGCUUGUUUUUCUCUCAGACAGUUUUGAUAAAGGAUCAAAUAAGAUACUUGGUGCCUUGUGUCAAGACGGUAUUGCAAGAUUCAUGGAUAUCCACUCAUGUAAACUGCUCUUUGAUAUUGGUACCAUCGAAGACCGAAUACACAGUAUUGCAAGUAGUCUUAUGGGGAAACAUUUAAUUGGUUUAAUGGAUUCUGGUAAUAUGAACAUUUACAGUCUCCCAGCUCUCACUUCAGAACUGAAUAAGCCUCCUCCACCUGUUGUAAAAGCAGUCAGAAAAACAAAAUCUUUUGAGGAAUCCAUCAAAAGCUGCUAUAAAAGUAGUGAUAAGCCAUCUUCUGACUCUUCAGAGGACAAGGAUUUGGAUGAAAGCAUUGAUAAAGACCGGCUAUACCGUAUACUAAAAGGUCAUGGAGAGUAUCCUGAGAAAUACAGAUUUUUCAUCUGGAGACAAUUGUUGAAAUUGCCUGAGAACCACACAGCUUAUGCUGCUCUUGUUGACAAAGGGAACCACUCAUCAUUUAUCACUUUGCAAGAGUAUUAUCCAGUCAAGAGUCAAAGACUGUUUAGAUUAUUGCAGAGGGUUCUGUCAGCUUUAGCUCAUUGGUCUCCAAUUUUAGCUGAAACCAAAUAUUUACCUGCUCUGGUGUUUCCAUUCCUAAAAGUGUUUUACCAAAAUCAUUUAUGUUGUUUUGAGAUAGUUGCCACCUUCAUCAUUAACUGGUGUGGUCAUUGGUUUGAAUAUUUCCCUAAUCCUCCAAUUAAUAUUCUUGGAAUGAUUGAGAACGUCCUUUCACGACAUGAUCCCACUCUCUUGAGGCAUCUGAUUAAAUACAAAGUCACAUCUCAGAUUUAUGCUUGGCCACUUUUAGAAAGCUUGUUCACUGAAGUUUUAACCAAGAAUGAAUGGUUACGUCUUUGGGAUCAUGUUUUCAGCAACCAUCCUGCAUUUUUGUUAAUGGUUGUCGUAGCUUAUGUCAUCGGUGCAAGAGCUGCUUUGCUGAAGUGUGUCGAACUUGAUGACUUCAAGUUUUUCUUCAGCCAACAAAAUGCUGUCAACAUUGGAAAUGUGAUUAAAGAAACUUAUCGUUUAAUAUCGUCAACACCUGAUGAGGUCAACCCAUUGAAGUUAAUGAAUGAGUUUGUUCCUUUGACAAAAGGUCAAUAUCCUGUGUUUAAUAAGUAUCCCAAGUUUAUUGUUGAUUAUCAGAAAAAAGAACGUGAAAAAAUACAGCAACAAGAAUUAGAAUAUUUACGGCAAAGACAACUGUCUCUGGAACUCCAUAAAGCAACACUGCAUAGACAACAAGAAGAAGAAGCUUGGUUCCGACAACAAAAACUGUUAUUGGAGGCUGAAGAUAAACGGCGGAAAAUGAUGAAAGAUGAGGAGGAAAAACUUACAGAACGACGAAGGCAGUUACAGACAAUGAAUAAAGAAGCAAAAGUUAAACAACUGAACCUUCUGGAUGAUGUCCGACACAAAUUCCUCAGUUUACUUCGGAAACAGCAUGAAAUUGAACUCCAUCGCUUGAACGAUCAGGUUUCUAGUCAGGAGUCACAGCGUGUAAGAGAAUUGGAAGAUGUUAUAUCAGAAUCUGAGAUGAAAAAAUUUGAAAGAGAGCUAGAGAAACGCUUGUAUGAACAAGAGACACUGCGAGAAUAUAUUCAGACUUCUAAUGCACUCAAGUCUGACGGAGAAAUCUCUAAUAGACAUGCUGAACUUGAGUCAAGAAUUAUGGAGUGUAUGGUUGAGUUAUUAGGAGAUAAAAGACACCAGGAGAUUGUAUCUGAGAAAGUACGUAAGGAUAUUCUUCGUAAUUCUUCUAAACUUGUCCCAGCAGAUGUUGAGAAAUGUGAUCUUGAAACAGAAAAAGAAAAUCAGCCAGAUAAUACCUAUGACAUAGACAGGGACAAAGGUCUUGAUGAAUCAUUGGAUAUAACUCCAAACUUUUGCUUCAGCAAAGAGAGACACCGAAUACAGACUGAAACAAAGUUUAUGAACGAAAUUCGUCAGCUGCGACAACGUUUGGCUAGAGAGAGUUACCAACAGAAACCACCAUCAUAACAUCAACACGUUACUAUGAUAUUCUGACAAAGCUUUUCUCUCAGAUACUUCUUGAGGAAUUAUGAGUUUACAAAUGCAAGUUUGAGUUUGAACAUCAUUGUAUAUGACAGAACUAACUGCUCAUUUGUGUGGUUUAGGUUGCUGCCAUUAUCAUUAAGUAGCUUCAAACAAGUCUUCUUGAACAGUGUGGAUACUUAGAUGUAAAUAAUAGACAUUGUUUGCUAGAGGUCAUACUUCCAUCUGUUCAGCUCUGCAUCAUACAUGCUGUCAUUAGUGUUACUGAGUUUAUAUAUAUAUAUAUAUAUAUUGGGUUGUCCGGAAAGUUU
Molecule: messenger RNA, 3281 nt
Organism: Octopus sinensis (East Asian common octopus)
Lineage: Eukaryota; Metazoa; Mollusca; Cephalopoda; Octopoda; Octopodidae
Product: TBC1 domain family member 31-like
Exons: 22
Coding region: 97-2955 (952 amino acids)
Cellular component (GO): centrosome
Molecular function (GO): protein binding
Source: RefSeq, a predicted model, not a curated record